AUAAUGAGGGCGGUUAUGAUAAUAAGCCUGUUUGCUUUUAGCGGAUUUAUCCAAGCGCAGAAGGAUCCACAUUGGUGGAGUGGUCGAAAUACGAUCGUGCAUCUAUUCGAGUGGAAAUGGAGUGAUAUAGCCGAUGAAUGCGAACGGUUUCUUCAACACAAGGGUUACGCUGGGGUGCAGAUUUCACCACCAAAUGAAAAUAUUGUGGUACCAAAUCGUCCUUGGUGGGAGAGAUAUCAGCCGAUCAGCUACAAGUUGAACACUCGUUCCGGAGACGAACGUGCCUUCCUGGACAUGACAAGAAGAUGUAAUGCUGUUGGAAUUAGGAUUUAUGCCGAUGUUGUGAUCAACCACAUGUCACGCGAAUCUCUACGGCCUCCAGCGGUUGGUACCGGGGGAUCAUUUGCAGAUCCGGCUGCAAAAAGCUUUCCAGCAGUACCCUACGGCGAGGGCGACUUUAAUCCCACAUGCGCCAUUAACAACUACGCGGAUGUGACCAACGUACGCAAUUGUGAACUUGACCGUUUAAAGGAUCUAAAUCAUGGCAGUAAUUAUGUCCGCGAAAAGAUUGUCGAAUUUUUAAAUCAUCUUGUUAGUUUGGGAGUUGCCGGAUUUCGAGUUGACGCCGCUAAACACAUGUGGCCGAAAGAUUUAGAAUACAUUUACGGCAAUAUUGCAAAUCUCAACACUUCGUUCGGUUUUCCCGCAAACAGAAAACCAUUCAUUUAUCAAGAAGUUAUUGAUUUAGGCGGAGAGGCGAUAUCUCGCGAUUAUUACACUUACUUAGGGGCGGUAACGGAAUUUCGGCACAGUGCAGAAAUUGGGCGCGUAUUUAGGGGUUCGGAUAAGUUAACUUACUUACACAAUUGGGGUACUGGUUGGGGUUUUCUUUCGUCUGAGAAUGCUUUGAUUUUUGUUGACAAUCACGAUAACCAAAGAGGUCAUGGCGCUGGUGGUCCUAAUGUACUGACAUAUAAAACGUCUAAACAAUAUAAAAUGGCAACAGCAUUCAUGCUGGCUUACCCAUAUGGAAUUACAAGGAUAAUGUCAAGCUUUGAUUUCGCAUCAUCUGAACAAGGACCUCCACAAGACAACAAUGAAAACUUGAUAUCACCAUCGAUUACUCCUCAUGGAACAUGCGGAAAUGGCUGGGUUUGCGAACAUAGAUGGAGGCAAAUAUUCAACAUGAUCGAAUUUAAAAACGUAGUUCACGGUACCGGCGUAAACGACUGGUGGUCAAAUGGAGAUCAGCAGAUAGCGUUCUGUAGGGGAGGAAAAGGAUUCGUUGCUUUCACAAACUGGGGGGACUUUAGACAAACUUUGCAAACUUGCCUUCCAGCCGGAAUUUACUGUGACAUAAUUAGUGGGCAUCUCGGCGCGGAUUCUAAGUCGUGUACUGGAAGAACAGUAUACGUUGGUAGUAACGGCGUUGCACUGAUAGAAAUACAGGCAAUGGGCGAAGACGGAGUUUUGGCUAUUCAUGAAAAAUCGAAAGUAAAUCUGAAUUAGGUAAACUGUGCAAAUUUGGUUCAAAUAGAAAAUUUGGUGCAGUUUGUUCCCAUUUGUGGAAAGACA
This is a messenger RNA of Photinus pyralis (common eastern firefly), 1575 nucleotides long. Its product is annotated as alpha-amylase-like. Lineage: Eukaryota; Metazoa; Arthropoda; Insecta; Coleoptera; Lampyridae. Gene Ontology annotation, molecular function: alpha-amylase activity; cation binding. Gene Ontology annotation, biological process: carbohydrate metabolic process. The record is from RefSeq and is a predicted model, not a curated record. The transcript has 5 exons. Bases 4 to 1509 code for a protein of 501 amino acids.